UCUCAACCCAACCCACCAAACAGUAUUGUCCUACUCUCUCUCUCUCUAUUUCUAAGAAGUACGUUUCUUGAUUUCCUCUUCUUGCGGAAGCAACCAAAUUCGAUUCCGAAUAAUCUUCCUUCUCCGAGCUUCAUUUAUAUAUAUACUCAAUUCAUUCAAAGUCUCUCUUCUCUGUUUCUUAUUCAACGAUUCACACCCGAAUCCAACAAAACUAUCAUACCGUAUUUUCUAUAUUCCAAUAUCUGAGAUCUCCACCCAAAAAAGCAAGUAAAGCAGAAAUUCUUAGCAUAAUAUUAUAAUUAAUCGCGCACGCACGUGAUGGGUUCGACCUCGAUCUACAUGGCUAAUAGCAGUUCUGGUGCGAUCUCACUUCUUUCUCGUCUGCAACAUCACAACCGUCCAUUGCCUUCUCUUCUUCUCUUCCCCGCUCAUCAAUCUCGCAAACUACUUCAACGACGCCGUUUCGAUGCCUCCGAUCGCUUCUCUCGCUCUCUCCGGCCGCCGAUCGCCGCUUCCUCCGGCGCUCACGUCGCCAACUCUGUUCCGUCGAGAAAUAAGACAUACACGGUUGGUGAUUUCAUGACGAGAAAGGAGAAUUUACUUGUCGUCAAACCUACGACAACUGUUGACGAAGCAUUGGAGACGCUUGUGGAGAAGAGGAUAACUGGUUUUCCUGUGAUUGACGAUGACUGGAAACUGGUUGGCGUUGUUUCAGAUUAUGACUUAUUAGCACUAGAUUCCAUAUCAGGCGGCGGUCAAUGUGACACGAGCUUGUUCCCCAAUGUUGACAGCUCUUGGAAAACAUUCAACGAAAUACAGAGACUGCUGAGCAAGACCAAUGGUAAAGUUGUUGGUGACUUGAUGACUUCUGCUCCACUUGUUGUUCAUGAAACGACCAACCUAGAAGAUGCUGCAAGGUUGCUGCUCGAAACAAAGUAUCGUCGAUUGCCAGUUGUAGAUGGCGAGGGUAAGCUGGUUGGGAUCAUUACAAGAGGCGGUGUUGUGAGAGCUGCUCUACAGAUAAAGCGUGCUAAUGCAAAUUAGCAUAGUCCAGGAAAUGUUAUUGGCUUCAACAAUAAGUACAUAUUGAUCUAGCUAGACAGAGUAUAUAGUCUCCUAGUCACAUUGGUUUUCUACAGUAUGCGGGGCAGCGAAGCCGGUUGCUGCAUGUCUUAUUGCUCGGCCGCUUCUAUAGACUAUAUUCAGAAAGGGAAGAUGAUUGUUUUCCUAGAGAAGGAUUCAAUUGAUUUCUUGGCCAUGGAGUCUUUACGGUUAUGGUGAUUUGCUUUGUACCAAGCUUGCACCUAUAGCUAUCAGUUGUAUAAUCUCUUUAGGGUUAUAUACCUUAGCAAUAUUGGUUAGGAUUGGAUCAUAAUCUGUAGCAAUUUUACGCCGAAAUUUUAUGAUAUAAAAUGCCUUUCUAUGUGACUGCCUAUUAAAGUGUUAAAGUUUGUUUAUAAUUCUGCAA
Molecule: messenger RNA, 1468 nt
Organism: Morus notabilis
Lineage: Eukaryota; Viridiplantae; Streptophyta; Magnoliopsida; Rosales; Moraceae
Product: CBS domain-containing protein CBSX1, chloroplastic
Exons: 8
Coding region: 319-1044 (241 amino acids)
Source: RefSeq, a predicted model, not a curated record